Messenger RNA from Hippocampus zosterae (dwarf seahorse), 6056 nucleotides. RefSeq names its product microtubule-associated serine/threonine-protein kinase 1-like. The record is from RefSeq and is a predicted model, not a curated record. NCBI's taxonomy places the organism in Eukaryota, Metazoa, Chordata, Actinopteri, Syngnathiformes, Syngnathidae. Gene Ontology annotation, biological process: peptidyl-serine phosphorylation; intracellular signal transduction. The transcript has 27 exons. The coding region runs from base 678 to 5738 and encodes 1686 amino acids. Gene Ontology annotation, molecular function: protein serine/threonine kinase activity; protein binding; ATP binding.
GCGUUCGGGCAGAGGGGGGAAGAGGAGGGGCGACAGGGAAUCCCAGAAAGGAGUCACACAAAUAUCGCGUUGCUGCUGCUUCUGCUUGCCCAGUCUUGCUGAGAGCGAAGAUGGACGACUGAAGAAGAAACGGCGUUUUCUCGAAAGGAGAGUUAAGUGUGCGCCGACCGAACGAGGAGCUCCGGCUUGAGAAAGCGACUCUGGGCUGCGGUCCUCCCGUGAGACGUCAAGCAGGCGUUUGGCCCAGUUGGGCUUUCCAAAAGUGGCAAUUCUCGCGUGAAAAGAAGCUCGCGUUUCUCGCGGGCGCUGUUGGGACACAGCAGGACGAGUCAAGAUCAGGUUGGAGCUCCUAAAUAGGAGUCACAACUCCCUCCGCAACCGAAUCCAGACGGACAAACCUCUGGCGGGUUGUCAAGGAUGCCCGGACAACAACUGUCAAGAGUGAGCUUCCGCUUGGCGGCUUGUUUUUAUUGACACGAAUUAGGAGCAGACACAAUGGGGCCGCUCGCUAUUUGUGUCACGACGUGCUCCUCCUCGACGUGACACCGGACCCCUCAGCUCAGGACUUUCCUGCUGCUGUUGCGGUGCCGUUCGGCUGGAAGCUGAAGUGCCGUUCGGUCCGAACGUAGAACGGAGCGAGCUCGUUCUUUUUUAUUGCCCUUGCACUUGAUGAAGACAUGGAUGACUCGGGCAUUAUACGACGCCGGAGGCUGCAGAAGGAUUUGCCGCUGCCUCGCAAGAGCAGCAGCUGUCGAACAAGCAACAGGAAAAGCCUCAUCUUGACCACCACCUCCCCCACUCUGCCUCGCCCACACUCCCCUCUGCCUCUCCCCGGACACCUCGGAAGUAGUCCACUGGACAGCCCGAGAAACUUCUCUCCGAGCACCCCCGCGCACUUCUCCUUCGCCUCCUCCAGAAGGGCCGACGGACGACGUUGGUCUUUAGCAUCUUUGCCCUCGUCUGGUUAUGGCACCAACACUCCCAGCUCAACAUCGUCCAGCUCCUCUCAUGAGCGGCUGCACCAGCUGCCGUUCCAGCCCACCAUGGAUGAGCUCCACUUCUUAUCCAAGCACUUUGGCAGCACGGAGAGCAUCACGGAUGACGAUGGCGGACGCUCGUCUCCGCAUAUGCGCCCGCGCUCCCGCAGUCUCAGCCCGGGACGCUCGUCUUCCUGCUACGAUAACGAGAUCGUCAUGAUGAACCACGUGUACAAGGAGCGCUUUCCAAAGGCUACUGCGCAGAUGGAAGGGAGGCUUGCCGAGUUCAUCCACGCUUACGCUCCUGAAAAUGUUCUCCCGCUAGCCGACGGGGUUCUCAGCUUCAUCCACCACCAGAUCGCUGAGCUCUCAAGGGACUGCCUGACGAAAUCCUGCGAGGGACUCAUCACAUCCGUCUACUUUUUCGAGCUGCAGGAAAACCUGGAGAAGCUACUCCAUGAUGCCUUUGAACGUUCAGAGAGCUCAGAGGUGGCUUUUGUCACGGAGUUGGUGAAAAAGCUUCUCAUCAUCAUAUCCCGACCCGCUCGGCUCUUGGAGUGUCUGGAAUUCAACCCGGAGGAGUUUUACCAUCUGCUGGAGGCCGCGGAAGAUGUCGCCAAGGAAGGUCACCUGGUGAAAACCGACAUCCCUCGUUACAUCGUCAGCCAGCUAGGACUCACCAGAGAUCCGUUUGAAGAUAUGGUAAACCUUGAUAGUUAUGACAGCGAAGGACCUCUAACACCUGAAACCGAUGACUCGGCAGAGGGGAAGAUUAAAGCAAUGAAACCACCAGGUGAAGCAGACUUCCAGACCAUCAAGCUCAUUAGCCACGGAGCAUACGGUGCCGUAUAUCUGGUCCGACACCUGGAGACGCGUCAGCGUUUUGCCAUGAAGAAAAUUAACAAGCAAAACCUGAUCCUGAGGAACCAGAUCCAACAGGCCUUUGUGGAGAGAGACAUCCUCACAUUUGCCGAGAACCCCUUUGUGGUCUCCAUGUUCUGUUCCUUUGAGACCCGUCGGCACCUGUGCAUGGUCAUGGAGUAUGUCGAAGGAGGAGACUGUGCCACUCUGCUGAAGAACAUCGGGGCUCUUCCGGUGGAAAUGGCUCGAAUGUACUUUGCUGAAACCGUCCUUGCGCUCGAAUACUUACACAACUACGGCAUUGUGCACCGCGACCUCAAGCCGGACAACCUUCUCAUAACGUCAAUGGGCCACAUCAAGCUUACGGACUUUGGCCUGUCCAAAAUGGGUCUGAUGAGUCUGACGACCAACCUGUACGAAGGACACAUCGAAAAGGACACCCGUGAGUUCUUGGAUAAGCAGGUGUGUGGAACCCCGGAGUAUAUUGCGCCCGAGGUCAUUCUUCGUCAAGGUUACGGAAAGCCCGUGGACUGGUGGGCUAUGGGUAUCAUCUUGUAUGAGUUCUUGGUCGGGUGCGUGCCUUUUUUUGGAGACACUCCGGAGGAGCUAUUUGGGCAGGUGAUAACCGAUGACAUUGUCUGGCCUGAAGGAGAUGAGGCGCUCCCUCUUGACGCCCAACAUCUCAUCGCCUCUCUUUUACAGACGAAUCCACUUGUUCGACUCGGAACAGGGGGUGCUUUUGAAGUGAAGCAGCACGCCUUCUUCACAGAGGUGAACUGGAACAGCUUGCUGAGACAAAAGGCCGAGUUCAUCCCUCACCUGGAGUCGGAGGAGGACACCAGUUAUUUUGACACACGGUCCGAGCGCUACCACCAUGUGCAUUCCUACGAUGAGGACGAUACCAAUGACGAUGAGCCGGUGGAGUUACAUCGCUUUUCUUCGUGCUCGCCCCGCUUUAGUAAGGUGUACAGCAGUAUGGAGCAUCUGUCCCAGCUGGAGCAUAAAGCCCCAAGUGUAACUUUAAGGGAGCACAAAGUUCCAAGAGAGGAUCGAAUGGCCAAGAGAGAAAGCCUGGGGAGUUUUGCACUCCGGGACAAGAACUGGAGGACUGGAUCACCUGAGAUGAAGCGUUUGUCCUGCUCAGAGUCCUCCUUCACCGAGAGUGACUACAGUCCUCCAUCUGGGGCCCGAAGGCGCUUCUCUGCCCUCAUGGACACGCACCGCUUGGCUUCACCCCUUGAGGUCGAUUCUGAACAGUCCCUUUCUCGGGGCCAGCUUCCAGUGAAGGUCAGGGGCACCUCCCUGGAAGGAGCCAUGGGCGCCAUCUCCUCGCAAGGGGAUCUGAGGACGUUCCUCAAGGAAAGCAAUGGAUUCGCACCCGCAGCCGGCGCUGCCGUUCUGGGGCUUCCGGAGCCCCAAGGGCCUCGAGGGGCCACCACGGACUUGGUGCUGCGGAGAGUUCGGCACCAGCAGCUUUCAGCCGAGGGAGAGAAACGCAACUCUCGACCAGGACAUAAAGUGAUCAAAUCUGCUUCCGCAACAGCUUUGUCCGUCAUCAUUCCAGCAGUGGAGCAACACGGCGCCUCCCCCCUAGCCAGCCCGAUGUCUCCUCGCUCGCUCUCGUCCAACCCCUCCUCUCGAGACUCCUCACCCAGUCGAGAUUACUGUCCCGUCGUAAAUGUCCUGCAUUCCCCAAUCACCAUCCAUCGCUCUGGGAAGAAGUAUGGCUUCACUCUCCGAGCGAUACGAGUCUACAUCGGAGACAGUGACGUCUACAGCGUACACCAUAUGGUCUGGCAUGUGGAGGACGGAGGCCCCGCCCAAGAGGCCGGACUGAGCGCCGGUGAUCUCAUCACUCAUGUAAACGGAGAGUCGGUUCACGGUCUGGUCCAUACAGAGGUGGUGGAGCUCAUCCUGAAGAGUGGAAACAAGGUGACCGUUACGACGACUCCCUUUGAGAACACCUCCAUAAAAGUGGGCCCCGCACGCAAGAGCAGCUAUAAAUGCAAAAUGGCACGCCGCAGCAAGAGACCGGCAGCCAAAGAGGGUCAAGAUAAGAAGCGCAGCUCCCUGUUCCGAAAAAUCACCAAGCAGUCCAAUUUGCUGCACACCAGUCGAAGCCUCUCCUCUUUGAAUCGCUCGCUCUCAUCUGGGGACAGUCUACCCGCGUCUCCCACCCACAGCUUCUGCGCCCGCUCACCCACUCAGAGUUAUCGAUCCAGCACUCUGGAGUCUGCGUACAUGGGCACUUCCUCGCAGAGCAGCUCCCCUGCAUCAAGCACCCCAAACUCCCCAGCCACUUCGCACCACAUGAGGCCCAGCUCUCUCCAUGGCUUAUCGCCCAAACUUCACCGCCAGUACCGCUCAGCUCGCUGCAAAUCCGCCGGCAACAUUCCCUUAUCGCCUUUAGCCCACACCCCCUCCCCCACCACGUCUUCUCCCCCGCCCCUGAGCGGCCACACGGUAGGCAGCUCCAACACCACGCAAACGUUCCCCGUCAAGCUGCACUCCUCGCCACCCGUCGCCCGUCCUCGUCCCAAGAGUGCCGAGCCACCCAGAUCGCCGCUCCUGCAGCGAGUGCAAUCGGCGGAGAAGCUCGGGGGGCCCGUUCCGCCUUCGUCCUCCUCAUCGUCGUCGUCGCCUUCCCCUCUGACGGCGGGCGCGUGCCUACGCAAGCACAGUCUGGAGGUGACGCACGGGGACUACAGAAGAGAAUCCUUCCACUGUGAACACAGCCUACAGAGUCUGCUUGAAAUGGAGGGCGAGAAUGGACCCGCCCCGCCUUCUCCCUCAUCCUCUUCGUCCCCGUCCCCUUCUCCACCUCCCGGAGGGGAAAGCAAUACUUUGAAGCCCGUUAGAAGACUGGGCAGGCAGGAAUCGCCACUCAGCCGUGACGCAAUGGUGCCGGUAACGGAGAAAGAUACUCAAACCACGGCCUGUGAUCUUCUAAGGUCCAGUCCUGAGCCCAAAACAACAAAAAGUCAAUCCACAGUUGACCCGAACACGACAUUCUCCAUCUCUGGGGCUCAACGGGGUUCAGCUGUAAUCGAGACCAUCUCUUUCGUAGCGGUGGCAGCGGCAGCCGCGUCCCCCGCCGAGACCAAGCCGAAACAGGGGCUCAAACCUGAAAAGGCAAACGCCGUGACUUCUGAGGGUACCGUCUCUCGGAGCAAACCUUGUGAGAAAGUCUCCACUCCAGGGUCAACUAAGUGCCUCCAACCGCAAGAGAGAAAGCCGAAGGAUUCUCACGCGGAAACGGUCUCUUCGAGUCAAACUUUAGGGAACGCCGAAGACAAAACCAAAUCCGUCGCGGGUGCAGACAAAGGUUGCUGUCGCAAAGGAUCGACGACGGAGUCAACCAAACCUCGUAAGGCCACCGAGUCCGUUGAAAAAGAAGGCGGUCGUGGUGAUAAAAAAACGGAGAUGACCAGGAUUAAAGGUCCCGCGCCUCCCCUUCCGGCCCCGGUGCGGCUCCACGGGGUAACAAAUGUACCUGUUGCCAUCGGCGCCAAAGUGGAAAGAGCAUCAAAGAGCUAUCGGGGAGCCAAGGAGGAUAAGGCGCACCUGGAGGUGUUGGAAGAAAACGCCAUCUCCCCUUCUUCUAACGCAUCCUCAUCCUGUUCCGGCAAGCCGCGCGCCACGUCUCCUGGCGAUCGAGGCAGCUUUGUCACGCAACUCACAAGCGUCGCCAAAACGGUACUUGGGCCUAUGAAAGGAGGCUUACAAGACUCUUCCAAGGUCAAAGACGCCUCUAAGUCAAGCGAGGAAAAGCGAGGCAGUCCAGCGGGAAAAGCGGAGGCUUCUAAUGCGGCCGCACGCCGCGGCGCUCCAACAACACCUGCUGGGGGCGCUCUCCAGAUGGAUAAAGGAAACAAUCGCGGCUCAAAGCAUCAUUCGUGAUCAAGAAGCAGAAGAAGCCGAGCCUCCAAUGCAUUGCCUUUUACUGUAGAAGCAUCCAAACAUAUCAUCUAAAUUAACACCUUUUUAAUCUUAACGUAAACGCCUGAAGAGAAAUAAACUGCAAUUGAAACGUUGAACAUAAUGGGAGGAAAGAAAAAAAAAGAUGCAUCAUUCACUGUUCGAAAAUGUGUGCGCACUGUUGUGUAUUAUAGGCCUGUGGAUGUCUUUGUCACAAUGUGCUGUAGAUAUAUAUAUUUUUUAAAAACUUUGCAUGUUGUACAUGGAAACAUAAGAAAUUCAAAAAGCAGAUGGAAUUUA